Messenger RNA from Impatiens glandulifera, 1433 nucleotides. RefSeq names its product mitogen-activated protein kinase kinase kinase 20-like. The record is from RefSeq and is a predicted model, not a curated record. The coding region runs from base 213 to 1433 and encodes 406 amino acids. Gene Ontology annotation, molecular function: ATP binding; protein kinase activity. Gene Ontology annotation, biological process: protein phosphorylation. The transcript has 3 exons. Lineage: Eukaryota; Viridiplantae; Streptophyta; Magnoliopsida; Ericales; Balsaminaceae.
AAAUUAGAGAGAUUCCUUUUGUUGGAAAGUCAUUUGCAUGUUAAUCAGUCUUGAAAAUGCAAACUGACUUGUAUUUUUAUUUUCUGUAUGUUGACACCGAUCGAAGAAUCGCCGGCGUUUUGACGGAAUCUGGUUCGACAGUGCUGCUCUCAAGUCUAACUUUGUAGUUCAGGUUUUUUCGAGGUAGCCGAUGUGGUGUUGUUUUCAGAGAAAUGAGGUUGUUUCAGUUAACUGUCUUCAUUUUACAGAUGUUACUGAUUUUGUCGCUGGAAACACUUUGUUCAGUAGACCAAGAAUACCAUCCAUGGCCAGAAACAGAAACAGAAACAACUCACGAUAACAAUAUAAUAUCAUCGCAUUCUUGUAUUCACGACGAAAUACUCAAACAAAGAAGGCGACCGGGUAACAAGAUCUAUUCGGUCACACCACAAGUUUAUGAUCAGGCAGAAGAAGUCUCUAAGCCCCUUCACCGAAAAGGAAGAACUUUACUUGGAUUCUCAACUGCCCAAGAAAAGAAGCAAGUGAAUAAACCCAUUAGGAUUUAUUUAAAUUAUGAUGCUGUUGGACACACAAUUGAUAGAGAUUGCAUCAAUGUUGGUGAUGUAGUUGGAAUAAUAAUGUCUUUGUGGGAGAGACUCGAAAAAUUGGGCGAAGGCAGUUAUGGAGUUGUCUAUCUAGGCCGUCCAUUAGAAGGACAUUGUCUCUAUCCGUCUAUUUCAAUAAUGGCAGUUAAAUCCGCGGAGUACGAAAAUUCAUCAUCUCUCCUACACGAAAGGGAUAUUCUCUCUAAAUUUAAAGAAUGCCCGCAUAUUAUUCGUCUAUAUGGUUAUGAUUUCACCGUUGAAGGCACAAAUUUUUUUACAAAUAUCUUCUUGGAGUACGCCUCGGGCGGCACUUUGCACGACCGCAUUCAAUCAUCAAAGACAUCUAAAUACAACGGAAUCUCCGAAAUUGAAGCAAAGGAAUAUACACUUUCCAUUUUAAAGGGUCUGCGCUACAUCCAUGAGAGUGGAUACGUUCAUUGUGAUAUAAAACCGGAAAACAUAUUAAUGGUCGACGAGAAAGCCAAAAUAGGAGACUUUGGUAUGACUAUUCAGCCAUUCAAUCUUCCAGGAAUGACGCUAGGUACUCCUCAUUAUAUGCCUCCUGAGACAUUAAACGAUGGAGAAUAUGAUACUUCUACCGAUAUUUGGGCAUUGGGAUGCUCCUUCUUUGAAAUGAUCACAUCAACGCCGCAAUGGAAAUGCAAAAAUAUGAACCAAAAUCUUAUUAAACUAAUAAAGCGAAGUAAAAUGUCCAAAGAGGCUUUCGAUUUUUGGAAGAGGUGCACAACUAAAGAUCCAAAGAAAAGAUGGAGCGCAAAUAUGCUUCUACAACAUCAGUUCAUCGUCGGUAGGAGCGAGAAUCCUUCUACCUCCCAAAAUAACGCAUAG